Molecule: messenger RNA, 1071 nt
Organism: Ectocarpus siliculosus
Lineage: Eukaryota; Phaeophyceae; Ectocarpales; Ectocarpaceae
Source: the annotation of a GenBank genome assembly
GCCGCUGCAGCAGCCGCAGUACUGCAGCCACCAGCGGCGAGCGGGUGUACCGAGUUGAGACGCGGUUGGCCUUUAGCUCAACACCACCACCGCGGGUUGUUCACUACGAAGGGGUAACUUCAUCGCGUGUUCGUGGCAAACAGCGUGAAGCUGGCGCACUUCUCCCACAGUAGCAGCAGGGGUUGGGCGGGCUGCCUCAUCUCCUGCAGCUUGCGGUUGGAUGGUGAGCCGAGGGGCAGACAGCUCGGGGCCAGGGGGCGGGUCCAGCACAAGGACCGCGCCAACCAACACUGCUCUAGGCCGGGUCGAAGCUGCUGCCACCAUGUCUGCCCACCCGUCGUUGGUUGAGUGGAAGAAGCUGCGAUUCGUCAUCAUGGACGCCCCAAAGGCGAACAACUUGCACUUAUAUAUUAGAGAGCUCAAGAAGCAGAAUGUGGUGUGCGUUGUGCGCGUCUGCGAGCCGACCUACCCUGCCUCCGAGGUCGAGGCCGCGGGCAUUAAGCUGCUGGAAAUGGAGUACGACGAUGGCGGUGCCCCUCCUGUUGAGAUCAUCAACAAAUGGCUUGAUGUGGUGCAGACCACGUUCCACAACGCUCCCGAUAGCUCGGGGCCCAACGGGUCGGAAGGACCGACCAUCGCCGUUCACUGUGUGGCGGGACUGGGGCGCGCACCGGUGCUGGUAGCCAUCGCUCUCAUCGAGUAUGGAAAGGAUCCAAUCAAGGCGGUAGAAUAUAUUCGCGACAGACGCCGCGGGGCCAUCAACCGCAAGCAGUUGUCGUACUUGGACAGCUACGAGCGAAGGAGCAGUGGUAACGGCUGUUCUUCUUGCGUCGUUAUGUGAACGAACGUGAACUGUUUGUUCCCUAGGGUGUCUGACACCAAGUUAGGACACCAGGGAUCUGUGACCCUUGGGUUGUUGUGAAAGAAAGAAUGAGUGAUGGUGUGUAUACCCCGCAGGAAGCGGGUUCGGAGUAUCACCCGGCCGUCUGUACAAUAGUAAGUGCGUUGUAGCCUUUGGUAACAAGAGAUAGAUGUGUUCUGUUUAUUUGAACUAAAAACUAUUAUACUUCG